Molecule: messenger RNA, 2184 nt
Organism: Trypanosoma cruzi
Lineage: Eukaryota; Euglenozoa; Kinetoplastea; Trypanosomatida; Trypanosomatidae
Product: surface protease GP63, putative
Exons: 1
Coding region: 1-2184 (727 amino acids)
Biological process (GO): proteolysis; cell adhesion
Cellular component (GO): cytoplasm; membrane
Molecular function (GO): metalloendopeptidase activity
Source: RefSeq, a predicted model, not a curated record
AUGCAUUCACCUCAGGCCAUGCGCCAGCCACGCCAUGCCACGCCGCUACACCCAUUUCUGGUGUUGCUGCUGAUGUACUGCGCCACUGCGUGUAUUGCCACUGCACCCGCUCUGCAGCACCGCCGUGGAUAUGACGAGACGAUGGGGAGUAGCGGCCCGCUGCCGACCGCAGUGUUGCAUGAGGUGCCACGCAAGGGACAGGGUGCCAUGCAGGCGUACACCGUCGCCGCACAGGAUGACGACAGUGGCUGGGAACCGAUCCGCAUCGGGGUGUUCACGGAUGGACUGAAGAGCACGAGGGGGAAAAAGACGUACUGCGAAAAUGAUGGGGAUGAGUGCGACAACAUCUUGGGGGAGUGGAUAACUUGUAAAGAAGAACAUGUCUUGUCAGUUGAAAAGAAGAGAUUGUACACUGGAAAGAUUCUCCCCGGUGCUGUCAAACUGCACGCUGAGCGACUACUUGUGAGACCCCCUCCUGAGAAGAUAACGGUUCCGAGGACUAUGGGAAGUCCGUGCGACAGGUUUACGGUUCCAACUGAACACAUAAAAAGUGGUGUGCCUAAUUUUGAUUUUAUCAUCUACGCUGCUGCUGGGCCAUCAGGCACGAAUGGCAGGGCUGUUUGGGCGGCAACUUGUAACACAUGGGGAGAUCUUCGCCCCUCCAUUGGCGCCAUGAACUUUGAUCCGAAGUACAUGACUGACACGGCGUGGAGCGUUCGCGUUGCCGCACACGAAAUUGCGCAUGCUCUUGGGUUCAGUAAUGAUAGUAUUGAAAGAAGCAGCAUCGAAACUUUUGAGAAAAGUGUGCGUGGGACACACCGCAAGAUGGUGGCAGGGAAUCACGUUCAGGAGAAGGCGAAAGCGCACUUUGGUUGUAAGACUCUCGAGGGCAUGGAACUGGAGGACGAAGGUGGCACUCGGGAGAAAGCGAUCCCUCACUGGAAGGGGCGCCACGCGCGGGACGAGCUGAUGGCUCCCACAGUCGGUGCCGGCUACUACACGGCUCUGACGAUGGCGGUUUUUGCGGAUAUGGGAUACUACCGCGUGAAUUGGAGCAUGGCGGAGCCGAUGAGCUGGGGCCACCGCAGUGGCUGCGACUUCCUGGAGAAGAAGUGCAAAGAAGCCAAGGAUUUCCCCGCCAAGUAUCCUCACAUGUUCUGCGAUGCUACCGACAAGGAGACGCUUCGCUGCACCUCCGACCGCCGUCACGUCGGGACGUGCACCGCAAGCAUCGUUGAAAACGAGGGGAGCCCUGCGGAUAAGGACGUUUGCCCUGUAGUUUCUUUGUACUUUCACGACACGUCUGGGAUAAAGUACAAUACGUGCUCGGAAAAAGGUGUAAAUUAUCUCCCUGGGUCGCUGACUGGCGGUGACUCGUGGUGCCUGGAUGCGGAAUUACUGUCGAAAAAUGAUGGCGGUAAACAUAAAAACGUCAAGGGAGUGUGCGCGCAGGUGUCGUGUGAGGAGGGCACAGUGAAGGUGAAGCACCUCGGCAGCAGUGAAUUGUGGCAUGAUUGCCCCGAUGGCGGAGAAAUCCCAGUGACGUUGAAAGAUUUUGAGAAAGAUGGAAAGAUCAAGUGCCCGAAGUACGUUGAGGUGUGCACCAUUGCCGGCAACGGCAGCAGUCUUGUCAUUCCGAGUGUGUUGGAGGAUGACAAAGGAGAAGAGCAAGAGGAGCAAGUAGAGGAGUCUGUGGCUGCUUCGGCGUUGCCUCCUGCACAAGAACCUCAUGCAGAAGCGUCUUCCCCAGUCCAACCUCUUGCAGAAAUGCCUUCUCCACGGGUGCAAGAGGCAUUGCAGCAGCCUCGAGAGGAAAUUAAAGCACAAGCGUCCACUGCAGAGGAACCUCAUGCAGAGGAACCACGUGCAGCAGCGUCCACCGCAGAAGAAUCUCAUGCAGAAGCUUCCAUUGCAGGCAAAGCUUCUGAAGCUCCAGUGGCUCAAGCGGCAUCACGGCAGCCUCAACAAGAACGUGAAGCAGGGCAAAAUAAAACGGUGGGGGAAUCUGCCACUACACAGCACGUGCCGGCGAAUACAUCGCAGGGAAGUGUAGGGAAGGCGGCGGCUUCGAACUCCCAUGCCGUUGGGGAAGCAACAGGUGAUGGCGGCACCAUGCGUGAGAGCGGACUGCUACCAUCGCUGCUUCUGCUUCUGUUGGGACUGUGGUGGUUUGCGGCUCUGUGA